Molecule: messenger RNA, 2904 nt
Organism: Chlamydomonas reinhardtii
Lineage: Eukaryota; Viridiplantae; Chlorophyta; Chlorophyceae; Chlamydomonadales; Chlamydomonadaceae
Exons: 3
Coding region: 438-1610 (390 amino acids)
Biological process (GO): spermidine biosynthetic process; spermine biosynthetic process
Cellular component (GO): cytosol
Molecular function (GO): adenosylmethionine decarboxylase activity
Source: RefSeq, a predicted model, not a curated record
UACCUUAACGCGCUCGCCUGACGUCGCUGAGCAUUCUUCCCUGCUACUUCUUGCAACCACACAGUCGCGUGCCUCGCUCCACACAAGCACAAUCAAUUCGCCUUUAGUCGCUCAAGAAAAAGCACGAAUGAGUCGCCCCCAGGAUGCCAGCUGUUAAGCGCACUUCCAUGCGUAGUGUUUACGACCCUAUCGCCACUGAGCCGAUCGUCGCGUCUGAGCCUGCUCGCCUGGUUGUGAAGCGGACUGCUUGCUUCGCCGAUACCGGCUCGCUCCCCAGCUAAGGCUUCUGCCCCCUCGAGGGGCUCAAGUGAUUCUGCGUCUGCAAUAGUUUGUCCCGGCAACCAAUUUAGCAUCAGAGAGUGAUUGUUUCCAACACAGCACACAGCACCUGUGGUCUCCCCAAGGCCCGCGCGAGCGAGCACUAAAAAAGCCUAAAAAUGACCGUGAACGAGAAUGGUGUCCUGCACAUGCCUAUCUUCGAGGGCAGCGAGAAGCGCAUCGAGGUGGACUUCCGCCUCGGCCCCAACGUGCCCGCCAAUGGCCUCCGCUCCAUCCCGCGCGAGACGCUGGACGAGCUGAUGACCCUGGCGCGCUGCUGCAUCGUGUCGUCGCGCAGCAACGACAAGCUGGACGCGUACGUGCUGUCUGAGAGCAGCCUCUUCGUGUACCCCACGAAGUGGAUUCUGAAGACCUGCGGCACUACACGCCUGCUGAACUCGGUGCCGCGCCUGCUGGAGGUGGCGCGCUCCAUUGGUCUGGAGCCCCGCCGCUGCAAGUACACGCGUGCCAGCUUCCUCUUCCCGGAGAACCAGCCCUUCCCCUACACUGCCUUCGAGCACGAGGUGGGCUUCCUGGACGAGCACUUUGGCGCCAUGUGCGCCAACGGCGGCACCGCCUUCAUGCUGGGCGAGCCCUACCAGGGCCUGCAGUGGCACGUGUACCUGGCGGACGACAUGCUGCCGCUGGGCCCCGAGUUCAAGCCCACCUACAACUUCGAGGUGACGAUGACGGACCUGGGCACCGAGGCGGCCGCGCAGUUCUUCCGCGACAACAACCCCAAGUUUGUCUCGGCGGAGCGCACCACCAAGGACACCGGCAUCGCUGAGCUCAAGCCCAAGGCCAUCAUCGACGACUACGUCUUUGAGCCGUGCGGCUACUCGAUGAACGGCAUUGACAACACCGGACUGAUCACCAUUCACGUGACGCCGGAGGCGCACCAGAGCUACGCGUCGGUUGAGUUUUCGGGCUUUGGGGAGGACCUGAUGGCGCCGGUCCAGGAGCUGCUGAACAAGGUGGUCAAGAUCUUCGCGCCGGGCAAAGUCUCGGUGACCAUGUCUGUGGACAAGGUCGAUAUGGACGCGACGGGCUGCUGGGGCAACCUGACGAUGUGCCCCGCGGGCUUCGGCCUGCAGGGCGCCUCGAGCCAGGUCAGCCCCUGCGGCGGCAAGGUGGCGUACUACACGCUGAUUGAGAAGCUGGCGGCGCCCGGCUCCCCGAUCACGCCCCUGCACCACGCCGCGUCCUUCCUGUCCAUUGUCACGUCCUCGGACUCCGAGGCGGACAAUGGCAGCGAGCCCGAGCGCGAGAUCGUUACCACCGCCACGGCCUGAUGAGCUGGAGGGAGAGAGGCUGACGGCGGCGGCGGCGGCGGGUGAAGCGCCGCUAGCUGCUGUUGGCUCCUUGCCGGCUGCGGGCUGAUGAGACUGGUGCCUCCUGCGCAUGGGCUGCAUGAUUACGGCACGCCACGAUUAGGUCUUUUUACGUUUGCUGAGCUUAAUGUGUUGGGAUGCGGGGGCUGCGGACACUCGGAACGUGCGCUCUGACGCCGAUAGGGCCUUGCUUGUUUGCUCGCGUGACAUACGACCUCCAAGCAAAGUGUUAGAAGACUGGAAACGGUGGUGUACAACAGACUGCUCUAUUGACGGAGCCUGUAUAUGUGAGGUUAUGUUGCUUGCGGGCUGCGGCUGAGGAUUCCUUGCUGGCGAAGGAGCGUGCGAUUCGUGUCGCUGUGCUUGAAGGCGUUUCAGUCGUGUGCGAACGUGGCUCGUGGUGUGUAUGCCCAUUGCGCUGGGGUGCUCCUCGUGGCAUUCAGCAGAUGAUAUGGAUGAGGAGGAUGUUUCCUGGUUUGGCCGUCGUCGUCACAUCGUGCCCGAGGCUGCGGUCGGGGAACCGGCUGCAUUGGCCAGGCCGGUGACAGGGCUGGCGUGGCGGAAGGGGCGCACAUGGGGAUUUUGAUAGACGCGUCUUUGCCGAGACUUGUCUGACGCGCCCGCGCUACUGGAAGUUCAGUGCUGGAGUUGAGGUCUGUGUGUGUUUGUGUGCACCUUGCGAAUAGUACUUUUUAGGUGUUCAUAUCAAUCGGUUCAUCCUUGGUUUGCCGGGCCAGCAGCGCAGAACGCACCUACCCCUCGGGGGCCGGAGAGAGGCAGAGGCAAAAGAGAGCGUUAGCUGUGGUCCAGAGAGAGUCUUCAAGUGCACUUUUAUAACCAGCUGAUGUGAUGUGCGUCGAGCAGCUUAGUCAUUACGGCACCUAGGCCUUGUGGGUAGCGGCCUCUCACGCUGUGGUCGCACUCAUGCUGUGUGCGUUUCAUGUGUCUUCGAUGGAUGCGAAGAGCGCCAUCAGCAGUGGCCUACAAUAGGGUAAAGGCAGUAGUACGAUGCUCAUAAUGGGCAUGUAAUUUGUUGCUUCGUUUGACAGGGCAGGGCUUGCAACUGAAGAGAUCGUACUUGGUGUACGCUGUGCAUGGGAAUAUACGAAUGGGGCGGGGAAGGCAAGCACACGGUGCAAACAGCAUUGUAGAUGAUGCGCCGCGCUGCAAACAGUACUUGGACGGGCUCAGGAACAUGUCUAAUGAUGAUGGCUGCCGUGAACAAUGAAGGAAAAGGCUGUAACAAUUGCGGCCA